CUCUCUCUCUCUCUCUCUCUCUCUCUCCCCUUUUGUGUUCAGUGUUCUUCACGUACAGUUACGUCAACCUCGGCUACGUAUGGCUCUUUAUUACACACUGCGAGUCUGACUCAUGUUCAGGUAAGCGUUCGCUGGAGCUGUAGUGAAGAGAUUGAUACGUCUUACAGUAACCCCCUCCCUCCGAGGAGGAAGUUCCCCAGCGCUCUGCCAGUAUCACUGCAGUCCCCGCUCGAGUGGGUUCCGUACUUCCUGUCAGUCGACUCGUCUCAAGCCACAGCAGGCAGCAACGACACACAGAGCUCUUAACGCGGCAGUGUUACUCCGUCUCGGAAAGUUUGAGUUCAGCGACCCUGCCGCCAACACCAGUGACGCCACCACAACCUCCGCCACCGACGCCACCAGGAUCCCACAACAAAGCGGUGUCUUCACCCAACCAGCCGACCCCGUGUGAACCGAGCUCUGGAGCGGAGGGGAUGGGAACGCGCGGUGCAGGACAUGGGGCUGACCGCCAACGCCACCAGCCCCGACCCUUCACCCCGAGGGACCCUUCAUCCUGUUUACCUCGUCGUGGCCGCCGUGCUGCUGGCCAGCAUGCUGGUCUGUCUGAUGGCCGUGGCGAUUUACUUCAGGCGGAGAGCAAGGCUCGAUCAGCUACGGCACAGGCUCCUUCCUCUCUACACCUACGACCCAGCCGAGCAGGAGGAAGACUGGGGAGAAGAGGAUGAGGAAGAGGAGCGGCUGGAAGAGUCCCUGUUGAAGAAGAGACAGCUGGCCUUUACAAAGGAGGAAUGAGUCCAGGACAGAGAACACAGCAAUGUUUUACUCCAUUUAAGACAUUCUAUUUUGUUACACAAAAUAAAUUAUUUAUUUUAUUUAAGAGAAUGGCCAACCGGCUAUAGAUGUAUGUAUAAUGCUUUUACAUUACAUUUAACAUUUUACAUGUAGUGAUUUGUGUCGAUAUUGUGCUUUGGUGACCCAUGGUGGUAUUAUAUAUAAUGUAUUCAAUAUUCUUAUUUUUCAAUAAAAAAAAUAAAAAGAUUAAA
Gadus morhua (Atlantic cod) is the source of this 1043-nucleotide messenger RNA. RefSeq names its product small integral membrane protein 29. The transcript has 4 exons. The record is from RefSeq and is a predicted model, not a curated record. NCBI's taxonomy places the organism in Eukaryota, Metazoa, Chordata, Actinopteri, Gadiformes, Gadidae. Bases 496 to 792 code for a protein of 98 amino acids.